AUGAGGGUUAUGCACCGGAUUCAGGCACAUUAUCUAGUACUUCUUGCUAAGGGGACAUGGCCAGAUAGUCUUGAUCAACAUCAUGAGUUGGAUGCAGAGGAAACUGCUUUGUUACGACAGGUUGGAUUAUGUUAUAUUGUGCAUUUGCCUGAGGUUAUGACCAAUAGGGCUAUGAUUAAUACUUUGGUUGAGCGGUGGCAUUCAGAGACAUGUUAUUUUCAUCUACCGACUGGUGAGGCAUCUAUCACACUUUUGGAUGUGUGGCAUAUUUUACACAUUCCAAUAUCUGGUAGGCAAGUUACUUAUGAUCCUGAUGAUGGUAUUUCAGCUUUGUGUACAUUGUUCGAGUGUGAGGAGCAGGAUCUACAUAUCCGUGGUCAUUAUGAUAUUCAUUGGGAUGAUUUUGAUUAUGAUGAUCUCAUCGUUGUGCUUGCUUGUACUGUUGUUGGAUUAUUGAUUCCUGAUAGACAUGCCCAUGGUUUUCUUGUUGGAUGGGGACAUGUUAUACAUGAUAUGAUUAUUAAUAGAUGUUUGUUUUCUUGGGGUCCUUGUCUUCUUGUGACUUUGUAUCAUCAGAUGGAUGGGGUUGUUUACUUGCAGUAG
Cryptomeria japonica (Japanese cedar) is the source of this 603-nucleotide messenger RNA. Its product is annotated as serine/threonine-protein phosphatase 7 long form homolog. NCBI's taxonomy places the organism in Eukaryota, Viridiplantae, Streptophyta, Pinopsida, Cupressales, Cupressaceae. The coding region runs from base 1 to 603 and encodes 200 amino acids. The transcript has 2 exons. The record is from RefSeq and is a predicted model, not a curated record.